UCCUCGCCCACCUGUGUUUACGUACGCACACGUCACGUACGUGUCCGUUUUUCUGCGUUGUUUCGCACGCGGGAGGGAGACCGCCGAGGUACACGUCGAUGGAUACUCGGCUCCGCGAUGAGCAGGAAAAGAGCCAAUCACCUGGCGGUGUUUAAGCGGCGCACCAAGGACGAGGACAACGACGAGUUGUCGAGGAGCGUCAUUCUAGGGGCGAGGAAAACCGGACGGUUGAAUCUCUCGUCCAAGGGACUGUCCACGGUACCUGACAGAAUAUGGAAUAUAAACGAGUUAACGGAAGAGGAAUUGCGUGAUUUGCAUAUCGAGCUUGACUACGAACCCCUGGAGGAGCGAUGGUGGGAACAAGAGCCGCUCAAGAUGUUAGAUCUGAGCUUCAACAGCUUAACUGUAAUCAGUGACAAAGUACAAUGUCUAACAGAACUGAGCACUUUAGACUUGCACAACAAUUUGUUAGAGGAGCUACCAUCUGCGAUCGGUUCUCUGCGCGAACUAAGAGUAAUAAAUCUAUCGGACAACAAGCUACAGAGUUUGCCCACCCAAUUUUACAUGCUGGAGGAAUUGUGCGAGUUAUACCUAAAAAGUAAUCAUAUCAGUGCGCUCGAAGCCGAGAUUGGAAAUUUAGUCAUGUUAACUCGUAUGGAUUUAUCAUACAACAGUUUAAGCGAAUUGCCGGUCGGAUUGGGAUACUUGGUGAGACUGGAGACAUUGAAUUUAUGUCACAAUAUGAUAAAAGAACUACCACCUGAUGUAACAAGCAUGAGAUCGUUGAAAACGUUAGACGUCAGCUUUAACCAAUUGGACACGUUGCCACCGUUAGGUGAAUUGCGGAAAGUAGAAAGAAUUAUGUUCCAGUCGAAUAAUUUGCAGGAAUUUCCAGACAUAUCAGGUUGUUCAGCUUUAACAGUAUUGCAUUUGGAUAACAAUAACAUUCCUGAAAUUGAUCCGCAACGCUUAGAAGCUGUAGGCCACUUGAAGAAGCUCACAAUGCAAAGCAAUAAAAUUGAAGUGAUACCCGAGGAAAUAAUCAAAUUGAUAAAUCUGGAAGUUUUUGACUUGUCGCAUAACAAUAUAUCUUUAAUACCCUAUUGCGUUGGCAUAUUGCCCAAUUUAAAGCAAUUUAUAAUCGAGGGAAAUGAUAUAAAAAAUAUAAGAGGAGACAUAAUACGAUGCGGUACUUCUCGCAUUCUGACACACAUUCGUCAGAUUGUAGACAAUACAAGUAUAAACACAAGAGAAUUGUUACACCCUAGUGCCGGCAAUAGUAUUUGUCCUGACAAAUACGUAAUGAAGAAUACAAAGCUGUGUAGCUUGGCUGGGCAAAAUCUUCAGGAAAUACCUGAAGAAGCUUUGGAAGACGCAGCGGAAGCCUCCAUCGCAACUAUUGACUUGAGCAGAAACAAGCUUUCAGAGCUGCCUGAUAAAAUGUCGGCGAUCGUUACAGUGACGGAUUUGAAAUUAACUUCCAAUCAUUUAGCAAGUUUGCCAGAAUGGAUUGGUGAAAAGUUCAAGUGUUUGCAAGUUUUAGAUAUAAGUAAAAAUCACCUGCACUCUCUACCAUCGAGCAUCGGUUGCCUGAAAUACCUGCGAGACAUUGAUCUCUCGUUUAACAGAUUUACCGAAUUACCAGAGGCUAUUUAUGACGUUGUAUCUUUAGAAAGUUUAAUUGUCAACGACAAUCUAAUCAUGAAAAUAGACGUGCCACUUUUGGAAAAAUUAAGAAGACUAGCGGUUUUAAAUCUGUCAAAUAACAAUAUCGCCCAUGUACCCCCUGAACUUGGUAAUUUGCAACACAUAAGGAAUCUAUCGUUGUCUGGAAAUUGUUUCAAGUACCCCAGGCAAGCAAUUCUAAUGAAAGAUACGGAGGAAAUACUGAGCUAUCUACGUAAUCUAAUACCUCAGUAACAAAGAGAAAACGAAAUAGUUUAUAAAAGUAUCCAUUCUCAAGUGUUAAAAAUUUGUUAUCACAUAUGUGUCGUGCGUAAAUAUUACAUCUACAUAUAAAUACAUUUUUGCUAAUCUGUACAAAUUAUAUACGGUUCCAUCCCAGAUGAGACAAAUCAAGUGCAAAAUAAUUACAAUAAGGUAGAUUAAAUCGAUAAUGUGUAAAUGUAAGUAGUAAACCUAGUAAAUAAAGGGAGGAAAGGAA
Vollenhovia emeryi is the source of this 2164-nucleotide messenger RNA. RefSeq names its product leucine-rich repeat-containing protein 40-like. Bases 118 to 1920 code for a protein of 600 amino acids. The transcript is spliced from 10 exons. NCBI's taxonomy places the organism in Eukaryota, Metazoa, Arthropoda, Insecta, Hymenoptera, Formicidae. Gene Ontology annotation, molecular function: protein binding. The record is from RefSeq and is a predicted model, not a curated record.